Molecule: messenger RNA, 3065 nt
Organism: Malaclemys terrapin pileata
Lineage: Eukaryota; Metazoa; Chordata; Testudines; Emydidae
Product: zinc finger MYM-type protein 1-like
Exons: 3
Coding region: 1439-2272 (277 amino acids)
Source: RefSeq, a predicted model, not a curated record
CAUUAUAUACUGUCAAAAAUGUGAGCUAAUAGUCUUCCAAUAAAUCUUAAUCAUACCGCUACAUUUUCUCUUUUCUUUCGGUCUUAUUUUUCUACAGCUGACACUUACAGAAACUAAAGGUAGAUGGUUAAGAAUCGAGCGAAUACUGUGGAAAAUUGUGUUUCUUGGUGCCAAAGAAUAAAGGAUAAUGUCUUUCAGCAUUAUAAAGCCAAAAUUUGGGAGCACAGUACACAAUAUUCAAAUGUCCCAUGGCAGAAAGAGGAAAAAGAAAACCCUCAUGAACCGAGUAUCGUAAACGAAAGGCUGAGAAGGAAAAGGACCAAGCAAAACAGCAGGGAUCCUUCCUGAAGUAUCUUCUCUUUAAUCCAAAUAAAGAUGGAAGCAGUUCAUAGCAUCCAGAUGAAGGAAUUUAACUUGGAGAGGAAGUUAACUCAUAUCCGCAUGGAAGCAGUUUAGAACAUCAAGAUGAAGGUAUAUUACUUCAAGAUGAGAGUAGCUCACAUCCACAAAAAAGCAGUUUGGAAACUCAAGAUAAUGGAAACUUACUUCUAGAUGAAGGCAGCUCACAGCAUCAGACUGAUAUGGAAGUUGAGAAAAUUUAUUCACCUUCAGAGAGACAUGCAGAAAUUGAAGUAAAGUAGAAGGAAGAAAGGAUGAGGAAGUCACAAACAAGUUACAGUAUGGGGACCCAGCUUCAUGGCCCAGAUGUGAUGACAGUGUGCGGCAAAUAUUCGUGGAACAUGGAUCUGAACAAGUUCAUGAAUUUUCCUUCCCUAAGGAGGGAAAUAAAAGAAAAUUCUCUGCUCAGCAUUACAAGAGGAAACUCUUUAAUGGGGAAGAAAUUCAUCGAAACUAGUUACAAUAUUCAGAGUCGAAGAACUUUGUGUUUUGCUUUUGCUGCAAGUUGUUUAGAAAUCAAGCAAUUGGUACAUCAUACUGAAAAUGGUUCAAAGGCCCAAAAACAUAUCUUAAAUUCUCUCUUCACAUGAAAGAAGUAUUUGGAAUGUUUUCAAAAUUGGAAAGAACUUGAAUUAUGAUUGAAAAAAGAAAAACUAUCGAAGAAAAUUUACGUGUGAUCAAGGAAAAAAGAAUAUUGGCAACAAAUAUUAGAGCAUCUGAUUGCUUUAGUGAGAGUUCUCAGUGGGCAAAAUUUAGCAUUCCUCAGCUAUGGUAGAAAUGAAAAAUUUUACACUCCGGGUAAUGGAAACUUUUUAAGAUGUGUUGAAUACGUACCUUUUUUUGAUCCAGUCAUGAAGGAGCAUCUAUGCAAAAUAACUGAUCAUGAAACACAGGUUCAUUACUUAGGAAAAAUAUACAGAAUGAAAUUAUUCAAAUCCUAGCAAAUGCCAUUAAAAAGAAAAUUGUAGAAGCUGCCCAUUCUGCAAAAUAUUUUUCAAUAAUACUGGACUGUACACCAGAUGUGAAUCAUGUUGAACAAAUGACGAUCAUUCAUUUUGUGGAUAUGGAAAAGUCUGCAGAGGAAGAUAAUGUUGAAGUGCUCAUAAAGGAACCUUUUUUGCAUUUCGUAUCACUGAAGGAGACCACUGGAGCAUUCAUGUCUGAAACUAUUCUACAAGAGCUUGAAACAAUGUCAUUAUCUGUUGAAAACUUACGUGGCCAAGGCUAUGAUAAUGGGAGUAAUAUGAAGGGUAAAGACAAUGGUGUGCAUAGGAAAAUGAUGGAAAUCAAUCCUAGGGCCUUUUUCGUUCCUUGCAGUACACAUUCUCUGAAUUUGUCUGUCAAUGAUGCUGCUAGAUGCUGUUUGGAGGCAAGUAGUUUCUUUGACCUGGUGCAACAUGUUUGUGUGUUUUUCUCAAGUUCAACAUGCCAUUGGGAGAUUCUGACUCACCAUGUGAAUUAUCUAACUGUGAAACCACUUAGUCAGACAAGAUGGGAGAGUCGCAUUGAUGCUUUGAAGCCUCUUCGCUACGAACUUGGAAACAUUUAUGAUGCCCUAACUGAAAUUUCUGAUACUACCUUUACUGGAUCAUCUGGCAACACGGCAUGUUCAGAUGCAGAAGCUCUUGCAAAUGGCCUUUCCAAGUUCAAAUUUGUGACUUCACUCAUUUUGUGGUAUAAGAUCCUUUUCGAGAUUAACCUCACUAGUAAGCAGCUUCAGGAAAAGAACUUGAACAUACAUGCUGCUAUUCAAAAACUGAAGCAAACUAAAAAUAUUCUGGAGGAAUUCAGAAGUGAUGAAGGAUUCGAAAGAACACUGGUAUAUUCUCUCGAGCUUGCUGAAGGAACAGACUUUCCAACAGAAUUUGAAUGAGAGCCAGUUCGCAUUUGGCAAAAUAAACAGCAGUUUUCGUAUGAAGGACAAGACACACCCAUUCAGAACCCAAAACAAAGGUUCAAAGUGAAUUUCUACUUUGCAGUCCUUGAUACUGCUAUUCACUCGGUUGACGAAAGAUUUCAACAGAUGCAGCAGCUAGAGUCGGUAUUUGGCUUUCUAUAUGAUAUCCACAGCUUGCAAAAGAAAACAGCAAAACAGAUAAGAGAAUUUCGUAUAAAACUGGAGUCGGCAUUGACUCAUGAAAAUUCAAAAGACAUUGAUGCUACAGAUUUGUGUAGUGAGCUUCAGGUUUUUUUAAGAUGACUUAAGAAACAUUCCACUCCUGAAGAAGUACUGAGUUUAUUUGUGAAAAUAAACUCAGUUUUUCAAACAUUUUUAUAGCUCUACACAUUCUUUUAACUUUGCCAGUUUCCAUAGCUAGUGGGGAAAGUAGCUUCUCAAAGUUAAAAUUGAUAAAAAUAUAUCUGCAUUCAACAAUGGUGCAAGAGAGACUUGUCAGACUUGCCACAAUGUCAAUAGAGCAUAAAAUAGCUGGAAAACCGGAUCUAAAAGAACUAGUAACUGAAUUUUCAAAACUUAAAGCAAGAAAAAUCAUGUUUUAAGAGCACAGCAUGUUUUUUAUUCGGAGUGUUUUGUAACUACAGGUUAAAGUUCAUUGAAGAGUUUUUUUUAUUUCUUUCUAUGUUGGAUGUGGUGGUAAUGGCAGUUAAAGCAGGAUAGCAUAAUGGAUGAUUUUGGAUUUGUAAUAAUAAAAAUUAUAAUUAACAUG